AUGAACCAGGCUGCGGCGUGCUCGGUCCUGCUGUAUGCCUUCUCGCUGGUGGCCCUGACACCGGCCAGGAGACGCCUCCUAGAGGGACCCCACAUGGGAGCGGUGAGGGCCAUCCUGGGACUCCCCAAAUGCUCGCCGGUGGCAGCGACUCUUGCGGAGGCGGGAGAGUGGCCCCUGACGCUACGCAUGCUCCAGCGUGCGUUAGGACACAUCGACCGCCUUCACCACGCCACAGACGGCAGGGCCCUCCUGGAGCGCUUUCGCGGCCAGCCCGGGUCACGGAUGGGAGGUCUCAGCCUGCUGUACGACCAGAUGGUCCCGAAUCCGCCAAUUCAGGUUGCCCCCUCCACCGCCACACGACCGGCCACCAGAGGUCCACCUCUGCUUGGAUGGGGCAACCAAGCGACGAACACAUGCGGCCGCACUGCAGCAGGCAGCCACCUGCAAGCUCCAGGAGCAACUGGAGGGGCGGCUGCAGGUGUUCACAGACGGAUCCGUCAUGCCAGAUGGGACCACAGCGGCUGCAUGUGUCAUCCCGUCCAGGGCCAGCAGCAGGCAGUGCAGGCUGCCCUUCCUGGCGAGCUCCACGGCUGCGGAGCUGGCUGGUCUUCACCUGGCGGCGGACCUGUUGGCCGAGGACAUCCCAGCUGAGCCGGUUGCGGUCCUGUGUGACAGCAAGGCGGCCCUGCAGACUCUGGCCAACCACCGACGCGCUGGGCUGAUGGC
Rhipicephalus sanguineus (brown dog tick) is the source of this 726-nucleotide messenger RNA. RefSeq lists its product as uncharacterized. The record is from RefSeq and is a predicted model, not a curated record. The transcript has 2 exons. NCBI's taxonomy places the organism in Eukaryota, Metazoa, Arthropoda, Arachnida, Ixodida, Ixodidae. The coding region runs from base 1 to 651 and encodes 216 amino acids.